AUGGACAGAUCCCCCGAAGUUUCCCAUUUAUUGGGCCGAACGGGAGAGAAUUGUGACCGACAACCGAUUUUGGAAGACACCUCCCGCCGGAAUCCGCGAAGCAAUGCGGCCACAGGUGCCUCAGCUGCAGGUGUACGUGCCCUUAGUGCGCAGCUUGUUGCCUUUUAUUUCAGAGUUCCUGUAAAGGCGUUUUUCCGCACUCGGGUUGACUAUAUGGCGUUUGCUAGAGCUGUUUACCCACAUCAGCCUGACGGUGGCCGGUGGUCCUUACACACAACCACUCCCGGUCUGCUCAUUCAUGCUGUUCGUACUUACGGAUGGCGGUUUAUACCAUAUCAAGUUAUGCCUCCUCUGUUGGCCAAUGCUGGGGUCGGAGCUGUUUUAUACACGUCUUACCUUCAAGUCCUAGGCGUUUUAUACGAACCUGUUUCAAAGGGUGUAAAGCGCACGUAUCCACCCGCUAGGCCCACUGAUACUUUCACAGCCGGUUUCGUUGCUGGAUCGAUACAGUCCAUUGUCGCUGCCCCCUUGGAUGCUCUACAGGUUCGCCUUAGAACAAACGACAUCAUUGAAGGUCGCUAUCAAAACAUGUGGCAUUAUGGGCAACACAAACUUCACCAAAUCGGAUUACGUGGAAUUUUCGCCGGAUGGAGUCUGUCCCUUUUGCGCGACUCUUUUGGUAGUGCCGUCUUUUUUUCUUUUUUCGAAUACAUCAAAUCACAGGCGUAUUAUUCAUUUUUGACGCGCUAUUACGGGCCCCUUUAUUCGCAAAGGGAAGGAUAUUUGCACCAAUCCCAGUCGAGCGACCGCGGAGUGCCACUCAUUAAACCCCAUUACACUUUGGAGCCGUGCUUCUUACUUGCUGCUGGCCUCAUUGCGUCUGUUGCCCAGCAGACAAUUCAGCACCCAAUAAAUACCGUACAAGGCAUUCACGUUGUGAGGCUGGAGUAUCUCGAUCACCAGGCCACACUGCGCCCUUCGAACCGGCAGAUGCUACAAAUCUAUUAUUUAGCAUACCAAGAAACUUAUAAGCGAUGCAAAAGAAAGGCUGCGCGGGCUGGAGGAUGGGCAAGUUGGUUAUAUCGAGGGUUCUUUGGUAGCGCGCUCCGUCAAGUUCCUAGCACAAGUGCUGGACUGGUGAUUUUCGAGUUAGUGCGCCGCAAAUACGCGAGUUUGGCAGAUGCCAUGUACAUACGGAAGGACGGCUAUGACAUUCUUUUGCCAUGA
Molecule: messenger RNA, 1227 nt
Organism: Aspergillus puulaauensis
Lineage: Eukaryota; Fungi; Ascomycota; Eurotiomycetes; Eurotiales; Aspergillaceae
Product: putative mitochondrial carrier protein
Exons: 4
Coding region: 1-1227 (408 amino acids)
Biological process (GO): mitochondrial L-ornithine transmembrane transport
Molecular function (GO): L-ornithine transmembrane transporter activity
Source: RefSeq, a predicted model, not a curated record